AUGAUUGAUGUAAUUGAAGAAAUUAGCGGCUCAACUGAACAUAUGGAAUCCUUACUAACUGUGACAUUUACAACCACUACUAACUUUGGUGAUAACAAUGCAAAUUCUUCAAGUCAACUCAUGGUUGUAUUGCAAGAUAAUAUUGAUAAGGCUGGAACAUCUUUAACUGAGCAUAUGGAACCCUUACAAACUGUGACUUUUACAACCACUUCUAACCUUGGUGAUAACAAUGCAAAUUCCUCAAGUCAACUCAUGGUUGCAUUGCAAGAUAAAAAUGAUAUAGCUGCAACUUCUUUAACUGAGCAUAUGGAACCCUUACAAAUUGUGACUUUUACAACCACUUCUAACCUUGGUGAAAACAAUGCAAAUUCUUCAAGUCAACUCAUGGUUGCAUUGCAAGAUAAUAAUGAUCCACCAUCUUCUAUGAAUCCUUUUGAACCUAUUAAUGACCGUAAUAUCGUACCUUCUUUAAGUGAACAUUUGUAUGGUACACCUACUCAUAAUCUUAAUCGUAAACAGUUCAUCCCUCAUUGUGAGAAAAAUCUGAUACCAGUAUUGCAUAUGACUUUUGAUUCAUUAGAAGAAGGGGUGAAAUUCUAUGAAACAUAUGCUAAGGCUUGUGGUUUUGACAUUAGAUCAGGAACUAAGAAAGUAUAUAAAGGUGUUGUUACAUCUAAAUACUAUUUGUGUAAUAAACAAGGGAUGAGGGAAGAGAAAUUAGGUGCAUUGAGAAGAAGUCUUGUAACUCGUGAAGAUUGUUAUGCUAAAAUUGUUUUUCAAAUGACUAAAGAGGGUAAAUAUUGGGUUUUUAAGUUUAUUGAAGCCCAUAGCCACAUUCUUGCCUCACCUAUUUCUAGGCAACAUUUAAAAGGGUCAUCUAGUUUAAACAGUGGACAAAAAAGAUACAUUAUGAACAAUUUGAACUUGAAUAAAGGUCCAACAAGUUCAUAUAGGAUGUGGAAAGAACAAGUAGGAAGUUAUUUAAAAGUAGGUGCUUCACUUGAUAACUUUAAAAACUUUUAUAAGGAUUUAAAGUGUUUUAUUAAUGAAUCUGAUGGGCAAAUGUUUGUGGAAAUGUUUGUUAAGAAGAAAGAAAUUUCACCUAGUUUUUUUUUUUUUGAUUUUGAGGUUGAUGAUACUAAAUCUCUAUCGAAGGCAAUUUGGGCAGAUGGUAUUAGUAGGAGAAACUAUUCAUUGUUUGGUGAUUCGAUAUCUGUGGAUGCUACUUAUGGUACUAACAAGUAUAAUCAAAUUUUUGUUCCUUUCACGGUGUUGACCAUCAUAAAAAAAUGUGUCACUUUUGCUGUCGGUCUUAUUAGUAGGGAAGAUGUAUCUUCUUAUACUUGGUUAUUUGAAUCUUUUUUAAGGGCAAUGGAUGGAAAACAACCAAAUUCCAUUAUAACAGACCAAGAUCCAGCCAUAAAAAUUGCUCUACCCAAUGUUUUUGACAAGGAUAAUAAGCCCCAUGAAUUUGAAGAUCAGUGGUCAAAAAUGAUGUCGGAUUAUGAGCAUGCUAAUUUAAGAAAUAAUGACUGGUUGAAUAGUAUGUAUGAUAUUAGAGAAAUGUGGGUGCCCGCAUAUUUUAGAGAUCUUUAUAUGGGUGGUUUGCUUAGAACAACAUCUAGGUGGGAAAGUGAGAACAAUUUUUUCAAUUACUUAGUGAACAAAUUUCUUACAUUAGUUGAACUCCAAAUGAGUGUCUACACAGAUGUUGUUUCUAAGGAUUUUCAAAAACAAAUUCUAAGUGCACGCGAUGAGUGUGGUUUUGAAAAGAAUUUCGUUAGAGAUGGCAAGGAUGUGUAUCGUGUGGUACAUUUCAACACUGGGACAAUUUUUGAAGUUGUGUAUGAUGCACAAACAUUGUAUGUUGAUUGCUCUUGUAAGUUAUUCAAAAGAGUAGGAGUCUUAUGUAAGCAUGCAUUAUGGGUUUUGCAUGCAAAAGGCGUUAAGUAUAUACCAGAACCUUACAUAUUGAAAAGGUGGACAAAAGAUGCUAGCAAAACACCUGUCUAUGAUAUUGAUGGCACAUUAUUGGAUGGCAAUAAUGCUAUGGAAUCUAGAAAAGGGGUUUUAGGAAAUGUUUGGAAUGAGGUACAUCGAUGCAUUAAUUUGGCAGAAGAUGAUGAGGAUGAUUUAGUUGAACUUUUGCACAAAAUGAAGUUGUAUUCAGCUGAGCUUUUAGCAAAAAUGAAUCGUGGGGUUGAGAAGACAAAACGUCAAGAGUUAGAAAAGUUUUUGGGGUUUUAA
Molecule: messenger RNA, 2247 nt
Organism: Amaranthus tricolor (Joseph's coat)
Lineage: Eukaryota; Viridiplantae; Streptophyta; Magnoliopsida; Caryophyllales; Amaranthaceae
Product: protein FAR-RED IMPAIRED RESPONSE 1-like
Exons: 8
Coding region: 1-2247 (748 amino acids)
Biological process (GO): regulation of DNA-templated transcription
Molecular function (GO): zinc ion binding
Source: RefSeq, a predicted model, not a curated record